Messenger RNA from Diorhabda sublineata, 3902 nucleotides. RefSeq names its product xylosylprotein 4-beta-galactosyltransferase. Bases 524 to 1477 code for a protein of 317 amino acids. Gene Ontology annotation, biological process: proteoglycan biosynthetic process; carbohydrate metabolic process. Lineage: Eukaryota; Metazoa; Arthropoda; Insecta; Coleoptera; Chrysomelidae. Gene Ontology annotation, molecular function: xylosylprotein 4-beta-galactosyltransferase activity. The transcript has 3 exons. The record is from RefSeq and is a predicted model, not a curated record.
GUCAUUUGUCGUUCAAAUUCGACUUUCUCCGAUUUUCCACGUUUGCGCAUUAUUUAAUUUAAUUCAAUCAAUACUAAGAAAAUUACCAAAAAUUGCACAAUAUUAUAAUUUUUUUCGAAAAGUUUAUAAUGUUUUAUUAUGUUGUAAUAUUAUGGUGUGAUGCCAUAAAAUAGAAAAAAACAUAGUUUAGGUGUAUGUAACUUUAAUAAAUUUCAAUAGUAGUCCUUUUGUAUCAUUUUUAGACAUUUUUCUGUAAGUUCGGGAGUGUAAGUAAUGAAGCUCAAUUUUAUUUUCUAUUGAUUUCAAUGAAUUUUCAAUGCAUUUUAUUUAAAAGAGUUUGGUAAUAUUAUUGAUAAAUUAAAAUUUGAAUUGAAGAAAAUGUAUGUGGAUGUAUUCUUCAAUGGUAGGUCACAUUAACGAAAAGAAGAAACUGUCAAUUUUAGGUUAAUAUUUUCAAAAUCUCUAAAGACACAAAUUUUAUAAAUUAUCUAUUUUAAAUAGGUAUAUACAAUGAAAAACCAUUAUGAAGAUACAUAAAAUGUCAAUAUCCCGUGUUAAUACGUUAAAACUUUCUUAUCAGUAUUAUUUAAUGCUUUUUCUAUGCAUUAUGUUCAGUUUUUCGGCGAUAUUAAGCUUAUAUGCUUUAACUAAUGAUUUAGAUAAAUGUAAUUGUUCUAAGGAAAAAACCCUGUACACCACAUACACUUCAAAAAAAUUAAUUAGUUCAAUGCACAAAUUAGCAGUAUUAGUCCCAUAUAAAGAAAGAUUCGAAGAACUCAUGGAAUUCGCGCCGUAUAUGUAUAACUUUCUGAAUAGGCAAAAAGUAAAUUUUGAUAUUAUUAUUUUAAAUCAAGUAGAUCAAUAUAGGUUUAAUAGAGCGUCACUUAUAAAUGCGGGGUUUCUAGAAGUAAGAGCUAAUUACGAUUAUAUCGCUAUGCACGACGUCGAUUUGUUACCUCUAAAUCCGCAACUGUUGUAUUCAUAUCCAGAACAACCCAUUCAUUUAGCAGCUCCAACUCUUCAUCCUCGAUAUCAUUACGAGAAGUUUAUUGGAGGUAUUUUGUUAAUUAAUAAGAAGCAAUUCGAAUUAGUAAAUGGUUUAUCGAAUAGAUAUUGGGGUUGGGGGUUAGAAGAUGACGAAUUUUAUGUACGCCUAAGAGAUGCGCACAUAAAUAUUACAAGACCAGAAAAUAUUACUACAGGAAUAGAUGGUACUUUUAGACACGUUCAUGGUAAAGAAAGAAAAAGGGAUACAGUGAAAUGUUACAAUCAACGUGAAGUAACUAGACGUAGGGAUCGUCAGACUGGUCUACAUGAUGUCAAUUACACUGUAUUGAGUAAUAUAAACAUGGAAAUACAAGGAGCUCCGUUAUUAGUGAUCAAUAUUCGAUUGUUCUGUAAUUACAGUGCUACUCCUUGGUGCGAUUGCUCUAAAUCAACAGAGAUUAGUGUAAAACAAAAAAAAUCCAGUGAAUGACCUGUAUUUUAAUAGUAAGUGUUUUUGAGAUUAUGUGCUGCUCAAAUUAUCUUAAUACUAGAAAAAGAAUGAAAAUCUGUGUGCAUAUAUGUAGUAAAAAGAUAAUUUGUAAUCAUCUUGCCAAAAAAAUUAUGUUUUCAUAUAGAAACAACUGAGAUUAAAAAAGCGUCCUCUAUAUUAGAACCUUCUUUAUAUGGGGCGUUAACUGAAUUAUAAUAUUUUGGAACUUUUAAUUUACAAAUUAGGUAUAAAAUGUUGCAGUUGAAGUAGAUCAACUUUUAUAUAUUUUUGAUGAUUUGAUGCAUUUCUCGGUUUAUUUGUUGUUUGAAAUAAUUAAUAUUAGUGGAUAAAACUAACAUUACAUUUUGUUACACCUUUGAUAUGAUCACACUACUGCUCCAUAACAUGGUGUAACUCCUUGUUAGGAUAGUACGUAUCUAAUAAGGAGUCUCUAAUCAGGUUAUACAAAUUAUAUAUUAAAACUUCGAAUUUGGAUUUUUAAAAACAAAAAUUACAAUUACAAUAUAUGUUUAUUAAGUAACGUUAGAGCAAAGAAUGAAUUAUUAAAAGAAAUACAGUUUUUAUUAUCUUCCACGUUUCCGCGAAGUCAUCACAUUUAUUAUAUGUUAGCUGUUACUUCAUAUGUAACUUACGAUAAAAAGUCUACAUACAAAGGUAUUAUAGCUUCUGAGGGAUAGGGUCUUUGAUUGGGGUUCUACAUUAGCUUCCCUUGUGAGAUAAUGAAUUUUUAUUGUAAUUUUCACUUGAAGUAUUGUUUUUGUCAUUGUCAUUACCAUCCUGUGGUCAGUUUUAUAAUCUUUAUCUAUGGAAACUAAUUCUUCUAAGUAAUUUAGAUUUUCCUCGGCGUUUUGUGGUUCAGCAAUAUUAUCAAAUCGUUUUCUGUUAUGAAAACUUUUUACUCACCAUGUUUCCAUGUUUGGGAAGAGAAUUUAGUCAGCUUUUAAGGAAAUUAUAUUCUCAAGGAAUCCUGUGUAUACUAUCAAAGAUUGCACAUCUGUGCACAGUUUUUCAGGAAUUACAAACAAUGUAAUUUGUAUUUUUAUUGUGUAUACUGUUUAUUUUCAAUGUUUUAUAUAAUUUUACAUAAUUUACAGCCAUUUUUGGAUGUAUAUUCAAGCAAGAACUGGUCAAAUUCUCUGAUAUUGUAUUUUUUUAAAUAAAAGUUUUCAAAAAAUUACUUUUAGUAAAAUAAUUAUCAAAUAACAAUUAAAAAUCAAUUUCCAAUAUAUGAAAAAUUAUUUUUCUGGGUCUUUCUUUUUGGAAAUAAUGCAAUUUUGUCCCAAAAAUGGUCUUUAAGAGCCCUAUUGUUUAUAGAAAAUCGAUUCAGUCCAAAAUUUUAAUAAAAGACCUUUCCAAAUCCAACUUUUCAAGAAAAAAUCCUUAAAAUUUUAUAUUUUCGACAAAAAGUAUUUAACUUAAAUUUUGUCUACAAAAUGUUAUUCCAGAGCCUAUUUUUUUAAAGAAAUCGUCCAUACAUAUCCAACUUUGGACUUUUAAAAUUUUAUAUUUAAAGAAAAUUGCUUUUCAAGUCCAAUUUUUGCAAAUAGGGUCUAAUAAUAUUAAAAAGCUGUUUUUAUAUAUAUUUAAAAUGGAUAAAAAGACUCUUUUAAAUCUAAAUUUGUAUAUUAUUUUAGAGAUAAUGGUUUUUCAAGUUUAAACUAAUAGAAAAAAACCAUCGAAACUUAAUUUUUAAAAAGUCAUAACUUCCAAGUCUAAUUGCAUAUUUCUGUGAUAAAAUCGUUUUUCUAUGCAAAAUAUUUAAAAAUAAAAUAAUAAAAAUUUUAUUUUUCCAAAAAUGGCCUUUCUAGAUCUAAUUUUCACCCAAAAAUAUAAUAAAAAUUCACUUACAGGACGAUUUUCAGUUUGCCUUCUUAAAAACGGAAAUUCGAUUUUUCUUGCAUUCCAACUUUUCCGAUUCUUCUUUUUUUAAUGAAUUUAUUAAUCGAUUUCGAUUCUUAUAUAACGCUCGAAGUCGUUAAAAGCAGCCAAGGGAAUCAUUUGGUUCAAUAAUCGAUUCCAAUUCAUGCAUUUCCAUCAAAAAAGAAAGUUAAGGAAAACAUUACUUAGUUUACUGGUCUAGUCAAUCAUCGUAAAUAGAAGAUCUGUGAAGACUAAGCGGUUGUAUUUCCAAAUUAAUCUUCAACAAGUAAAUUUAUCUUCAAGUCUACAUGAUUCUCUUAGAGAUCUGAUAGGCGAGUUUACAAGGGAAACAUUGCUUUUUUAAUAAAAAAAUAAUAAACUAGGCAUUAAAACGUUUUAUUGUAUAAACAAAACAACACAAUAUAAAAUUUAAGCACUAUAUAACAUUAAAAAACAAGGAACAAUUUUUGUUGAACAGAUAAUUUAUAGAUUUGGUAAAUAUUUGUGAUGUAUCUUGAUAAUAAAUGACUUAAGAUGCAAGAAA